This is a messenger RNA of Mytilus trossulus (common blue mussel), 1344 nucleotides long. Its product is annotated as multiple inositol polyphosphate phosphatase 1-like. The transcript has 4 exons. Lineage: Eukaryota; Metazoa; Mollusca; Bivalvia; Mytilida; Mytilidae. The record is from RefSeq and is a predicted model, not a curated record. Gene Ontology annotation, molecular function: inositol phosphate phosphatase activity; acid phosphatase activity. The coding region runs from base 18 to 1340 and encodes 440 amino acids.
UAAGAUCUCCUUUCAAUAUGAAGCCGUGUUCUUAUUUUGCUUAUUUAUUUUUAUUUUGUACAACUGUGCUUGGAAAUGAAUCAUUCAUGAAACCGUUGUUUAAUACAAAAACUCUAUAUUUCUGGUUGAAGGAUCCAGCUGAAAGUAUACCAGAAAAUCAAUAUAAUACGUUAAACCAUAACGGCCGGACAUGUCAACUAGAAGGACUCAAUGUUUUAUUCAGACACGGAGCCAGAUACCCUACUAUAAAGUGGAUUAAAUGGAUGACAUCUUUGCAAAUAAAAUUAGCAAGUGGUUCGAAUGUGAAUUCCCGGUAUCCAUUUAUUAAGCUAUGGUCCAAUCCGUUCCCGGAAGCUAAAGAUGGGACCCUUAGUCGUGUCGGGGAAUACGAAAUGUUAAGACUUGCAAAUCGAUUUGCAAGACGAUUUAAAUCUUCCUUACAAGGAAACUUGAAUCAUAUCAACUUUUCAUAUACUCACAAAAACCGAACACAGAACAGUUACAAAUAUUUCUAUGAAGGACUUAACGAAACUUUACAAACUAACAAACAGGAACCAAACGCUAAAGUGGACGACGAAAAACUUCGAUUCUUCGAUAACUGUCACAAAUACAAUGUAGAGGUAGAGGGAAAUGAUAACACUACCACCGAGUAUGAAGUCUUUCUUCAUGGCAAGGAGAUGACAAACGUGAUCAGAAAAGUUGAGACUAAGCUUGGAUUUUACAACUUGACUGCAGUUGAAGUGGUUGUUAUCAACCAAAUAUGUGCGUUAGAGUUGGGCAUGUUCAACAAAUCUGAUUGGUGUAAACUUUUUGACGUAGAUGACCUCCUCGUCAUUGACUACCUGUUAAAUAUAGAGGAUUAUUAUAAGCAAGGAUACGCUUAUCCAAUUAACUGGAAACAAAGUUGUCCAUUUACUUCAUACAUGUUUAAAAGGUUCGACCAAACCGUCUCAACUGCCAGUCUGCAGCAUAAUAAAGUUCCACUGUUAGAUAUCGCAUUUGGUCACAGCGAGACAAUAGUUCCACUUUAUACAGCAUUUGGUUUAUUUCACGAUUCUGAACCGCUGAGAGCAGAUAACUUUGAUGUUAAUAAAAAUCGAACAUUUCACGGUGCUGUCAUUGGUCCGUUUUCAGCAAAUUUAGCAGUCGCUUUGUACAAAUGUGACGGAAACAGUGAUCACGUGGUUCAAAUGUUUGUCAACGAAGAUCAAGUAGUUAUACCGGCUUGUGGGGAGACUAUCUGUAGUUACGGUAAUUUCAAGAACUACUACAGAAAAAUGACAGACUGUAAUUUUGACCAGAUAUGCCAAAAUGAUCCCCACAAACCAGCGUUUGGAUAGAAAA